This is a messenger RNA of Trametes versicolor FP-101664 SS1, 447 nucleotides long. Its product is annotated as glia maturation factor beta. Gene Ontology annotation, cellular component: actin cortical patch. Gene Ontology annotation, biological process: negative regulation of Arp2/3 complex-mediated actin nucleation; actin filament debranching. Gene Ontology annotation, molecular function: actin binding; Arp2/3 complex binding. The record is from RefSeq and is a predicted model, not a curated record. Lineage: Eukaryota; Fungi; Basidiomycota; Agaricomycetes; Polyporales; Polyporaceae. Bases 1 to 447 code for a protein of 148 amino acids. The transcript has 4 exons.
AUGGUCUGUCCCUCCGUUGUUUUCCCAAAAAUCACCGUCGAUAUCCCCCAGGAGCUCAAGGCCGCGCUCCGCAAGUUCAGGUUCGCGCGGCGCAACGCGGGCCACGCCGCGCUGGUCGUGAAGAUCAACAAGCAGAAGCUGCUCAUGGAGGAGGUCGAGCAGUUCGACGACAUCAGCAUCGAGGACCUCGCAGAAGAGCUGCCGGAGAACUCGCCGCGCUACGUCCUUCUAUCGUACGAGCUCAAUCACGCCGACGGACGCAAGAGCUUCCCGCUCGUGCUCGUCAACUGGGCGCCGACCUCGAGCGAGAUGAGUCUCUUGACUCUCCACGCGAGCGCGUUCAUAGAGUUCCAGAACACAGCCGACGUCAGCAAGGUCAUCGAGGUGCGAGAAGGGGCGGAGAGCUUCACGAAGGAGAUGAUCGACCAGAAGCUGCUGCAUGUAUGA